Paramuricea clavata is the source of this 1366-nucleotide messenger RNA. The record is from the annotation of a GenBank genome assembly. NCBI's taxonomy places the organism in Eukaryota, Metazoa, Cnidaria, Anthozoa, Malacalcyonacea, Plexauridae.
AUGUCCAGAAUGAUACAAGAAUUCCAGGGAGGCACAUCUUCAGCAGAGCAACGAGACCAUCAUGAACAGAAGCCAGGUGUGCAAUCUGCGUUCUCCCAUGACGUCGUCAACUCUGUGUCGUGCUUUGAAGAAGUGGGUAAUCCCUUUCAAGAUGAAAGUGAAAACUUAAUGGCGAUUCACACAAGGGACAUCAUGGGCGAUGAAGUUGUUAAAACUAUCAGGAACGCCAGCAAGAUUUGAGAAGAGCAGUUCAAGUCGUUUGUUGAAGGACGAUUUAUUGAUGGCAGCAAGCCGGUCACCGACACUCUGAAGAAAAACAACCUCCCUACAUUAAACGCUCCGACCAAGAAGGCAGUAUCAAAGGACAAAGCCAAAGUCCAAGUCUUGAGGGAGGAUUGCCCUUUGUUCUCGCGGCUUUACAUAGCGUGCCAAAACCGCGAUGGAAAUUUGGAGGACUUUUUCACAUAUGAGAAUCAGCCAUGGCCGCCAUCCCUCUCAGAACUUGGUCAACUUCGAGGAGGAGUGAAAGCAGACCUGAUAAAGUGCUUGCCGAACACUACACCACAGAGUCCCAAGCAGCCAGAAGCAGACGUCGUCAUUCUGGAUGGUGCGGUGAUUGUACAAAUGUUGCAGCCACGGACGGCUCGCACAUUUAUUGAAUAUGCAACGACGGUAUUCGCGCCUUAUGUCUUGAAGCACCUUGAGACUGUUAGACGAGUGGAUCUUGUGUGGGAUGUCUACCAGGAUGAUUCACUGAAGAAAUCUCUCCGAGAAAAGAGAGGUACUGGGCAACGGCGAAAGGUGCUAGAAUCUACUAGAAUCGCGCGCGACUGGAAAAGCUUCUUAAGAGUAGAUGAAAACAAGGAAGAACUGUUCAAGCUUCUUGCGACAACGGUACGUUAAAAUGAUUUGUUAAAGGUACGUUAAAGCGAUACAUUGAGAUGAUUUGUAAUAUUAUACCUUACAUAUUCAUGAUUUGACUGCAUUUUAGGUUGUUUCACUAGCAGUUCCUGAGGGUAAAGAGAUCUACUCCACUCAUGGUGAAAACGUGCUGUGUUCUUCGAACAGAACAGAUCUAGGUGUUCUCGCGCCAUGCAACCACGAAGAGGCUGAUACCCGCCUUAUCGUUCAUGCUAAUGAUGCAUCUUCGUGUGGCUAUCGAAGGAUAAAGAUACGAAGUAACGACACUGACGUGGUAGUUCUUGCUGUUUCAAUCGUCAACACCCUUGCCAUCGAUGAGAUGUGGAUAACACACGGAUCCGGAAAGAAUGUCCACAACAUCCCAGUACAUGCUGUCGCAGCAUCCGUAGGUCCAGCUAAAUUAAUCCACGGCAAUGCCAUUAUUUCAUGCGCUCACUGGCUGUGA